Monosiga brevicollis MX1 is the source of this 624-nucleotide messenger RNA. RefSeq lists its product as uncharacterized. Gene Ontology annotation, biological process: nucleoside diphosphate metabolic process. Lineage: Eukaryota; Choanoflagellata; Craspedida; Salpingoecidae. The transcript has 4 exons. The record is from RefSeq and is a predicted model, not a curated record. Gene Ontology annotation, molecular function: coenzyme A diphosphatase activity; magnesium ion binding; manganese ion binding. Bases 1 to 624 code for a protein of 207 amino acids.
AUGGCAUCCACCACCCCAGAUAUGAUUGCCCGUGCUUUUGACCCCGAAGGGCUCGACCACAUUGAGGAGCAGCUCGCCCAGCUGCGUCGUGUUGACCUCACCGCCAAGUUUGACCGCAACCAUGCUGCCGUUCUUGUUGCUCUUUGCCAUGACCAUAACCGGGACCCUGCAGUCCUCUUCACGCUUCGCAGUUCCGAGCUUCGCAGCCACCGAGGCGAAGUCAGCUUUCCAGGCGGUCACGUGGACCCUGAGGAUCACGACGACGUGGCAGCAGCCAUUCGGGAAUGUCAAGAAGAAAUCUUCCUCACCCCGCAACGCAUCCUUGGCCGCUGGCACGACGUGACAAACAAGAAUGCCACCGCCGCCGUCACACCCUGUGUCGCCUACCUGGGCCACGUCGACGCACGCAACCAAGCCUUCAAUGAAAGCGAGGUUGCAGAGGUGUUUACAGUGCCGCUUGCCACCCUUAUGGACCCGCGCUUCCGUUCCACCUGGUCGACCUCGCGCUUCCCCGGCGUCAAGAUGCCCCAGUUUGACGGCGCGCCCCACCGCAUCUGGGGCCUGACAGCCUACAUUUUAAGUGGUGUACUCAACUCAGCCAUCUUCCCUACCACCCAGCACUAG